This is a messenger RNA of Raphanus sativus (radish), 1609 nucleotides long. RefSeq lists its product as uncharacterized. The record is from RefSeq and is a predicted model, not a curated record. The transcript has 7 exons. Gene Ontology annotation, biological process: chromatin remodeling. The coding region runs from base 296 to 1471 and encodes 391 amino acids. Gene Ontology annotation, cellular component: Ino80 complex. NCBI's taxonomy places the organism in Eukaryota, Viridiplantae, Streptophyta, Magnoliopsida, Brassicales, Brassicaceae.
UGUCCGUCUCGCCGGCGACAUUUAAACGGGGAGAGGCAAGGCAAGGAAGUGACGAACAAAAAAAAAGGAAAAAAAAAAAGAGAAGAAGAGAGAAAAAAUGGAGGAGAUAAAGAUUUGGGAGGCUAAACAUAUCUUCCACAAAUACCCUUCACUUAAAGCCAAUCCACACAACACUUCAUCUCUUUCGAGACCCUUCUCCCUCUCCUCCUCAACUCAACUCCAUCUAGGGUUUUUCCCUCUCUUUCUGUCUCGCCGCGCUUUAUUCUUUUGAAGGCUGUCUUGAAAUUUGAAGAUAAUGGAACCAGCGGCCUCUGAAGGAGGUUCUCCUUCUACUUUAGCUGGAUUCAUGGAUAGGAGAAAGAGAAGCCCUCUGAUUCGUCGACCACGAGAUGUUAAAGAAAGCUUUCAUAGUGUCACCUGUCCGCCACCGUCAACACAGACAAACGUUUCUCCUAGCAAUGAAAGUAACCCAACUUUGAACACAUUGAAACUGAAGCUUAAGCUUGGAAGUGGUGUUACUCGUACUAUCCAAACCAAGUCAGAGGCGAGUACUUAUACCAAAGCCACGGAUAAAGGGCAGAGAUGUGUGCAGAAAACUAUGUGUCUAGGAGAGAUAGACCGACCUAGAGUGAAUCCCUCUGAUGCUGUUGUUGUGAGAGGAGCAUCUAUGUCUGAGAAGAGAAAACAAGGUCUUAAGAAACGUUUAUUAGAUCCAGAGGAAGACAGGGAUGAUGAUGAUGAUGAUGAUGAUGGAGAUGAGGAGAUUAGAUACCUUGAAAAGCUCAAGUCUAAAAGGGCAAGGGACCAUCAUCAUGCUGUAGCUGAAAGGGAUAAUCUGAGGAUGGGAACAGUUGAUUCGUUUGCGGAAGGAUCAACUAGUGGAAAGGUUCCUACUACACGUACUCGAGCUCUCCAGGCUGGAAAAGAUCCGUUUUCUACCCUCGGGUCGGGUCCUCUUGAGUUUCCUGAUGGCUUACCUUGUCCCUCCUCUAAACGACAAAAGCAGAAGCUUUCAGAGGUAGAGCAACAAUCCAAGAAGGCUGAAGCUGCGCAGAGACGGCGAAUACAGUCAGAGAAAGCUGCCCAAGAAGCUGAGGCUGAAGCUAUCAGGAAAAUACUGGGACAAGACUCAGGGAGAAAGAAGAAAGAAGAGAAGAUUAAGAAACAACAGGAAGAGCGAGCUCAGGAGAGAGCUACAAGAUCAAGCACACUCCCAUCAGACACUAUCAGAGUGGUUAUCGGUCCGAGUGGAACAACUCUGACGUUUUCUGAGGACAUAGGUCUUCCUGAUAUCUUCAAGCCGAUUACUCACAGUUAUCCUCCUCCGCGUGAGAAGUGUGUGGGGCCAAAAUGCGAGGAAGCAUACAAGUACAGGGAUUCAAAGACGAAGCUACCACUGUGUAGUCUCACUUGUUACAAGGCUAUUCAAGAGAAGAUGCAACAACAACAACAGCCUUUGAUUCAUUGCUAAUUGCUUAACUGUUCCUUUUUUUGGGUCAAAAUGUACUAUUAUGGACACAUUGUUCAAUGAAACAUGAAGUUUGGAUUGCUGUGCUUUAUAUAUAUAUGACUUUCAGUUUAAUAGUAAUCUUGAUUUUUUGUUUCGUUU